Cynocephalus volans (Philippine flying lemur) is the source of this 3398-nucleotide messenger RNA. RefSeq names its product zinc finger protein 665-like. The record is from RefSeq and is a predicted model, not a curated record. Lineage: Eukaryota; Metazoa; Chordata; Mammalia; Dermoptera; Cynocephalidae. Bases 1 to 1086 code for a protein of 361 amino acids. The transcript is spliced from 2 exons.
AUGCUCGCGCCUACUUCCCGCGUGAGGGAGUUGGAGGAUGAGCUAAUGGAGGAAAGGUCCUCACAGCGAGAGGAACGUGGAGGAAGCGGUCGGGCCACCCUGCGCGGCCCCGCGGAGUCACUCUCCGUGGCCGGAGCUGCCCUCUUGGGGCCGCCCGGCGGGGCAGGCGUUGAGUAUUAUCACUGUGUUGGAGCAAGGGAAAGAGCCCUGGACCAUGGAGAGCCAUGUAAAAAUAGUAAGAAAACUGGGUGGGAAUGGAUCAAAGGUGUGAACACAGACAUCUCUCCUAAAUGUGUGAACAACGAAUUUCCACUGGUGACAGAGAACAAGGAAUUUCACACAGUGACAUUGGAAAAACAUGGAAACAAUGGCAGGGAAGAUUUUGCCCAUCAUCAUAUAGUUCAUUCUGGAGAAAAUUCGUUUAAAUGUAAUGAAUGUUUCAUGGUCUUCAGUCAAACUUCCCACCUUUUAGAGCACCACAGAAUGCAUACUGGUGAUACACUUUACAAGUGUAAUGAAUGUGGCAAAGCCUUUAGAACACAUGCAAGCCUUCUUAGGCACCAGGUAACCCAUGCUAGGGAAAAACCUUACAAAUGUAACGAGUGUGGCAAGGUCUUCAGUCGCAAUUCAUACCUUGUAAUUCAUGGUAGAAGUCAUACUGGAGAGAAACCAUAUAAGUGUAAUGACUGUGGCAAAGGCUUCUGUCAAAUGUCAAGCCUUAUAAAGCACCACAGAAUUCAUACUGGAGAGAAACCUUACAAGUGUAAUGAGUGUGGCAAAGCCUUUAGAGCACAUUCAAGCAUAACUGCCCAUCAGCUAAUUCAUGCUGGAGAAAAACCUUACAAAUGUAAUGAAUGUGGCAAGGUCUUCAAUCAAAGUUCACACCUUUCAAGUCAUCGUAAAAUUCAUACUGGAGAGACACCUCACAAAUGUAAUGAAUGUAGCAAGGUCUUCCAUCGAAAUUCACACAUUACAAGUCAUUGGAGAAUUCAUACUGGAGAGAAGAAGGCUUACAAAUGUAAUGAAUUUGAUAGGGUCUUCAAGCACAGUUCAGUCCUUGCACAACAUAAGAUAAUUCAUUCUUGAGAUCAUCCUUGCAAGUGAGUGGCAAAUUCUUCAUCAUGAGUUCAAGUAUUAAUUGAGAUCACAGUUUACACUAAAGAGAAAUCAUAUAACAUGAAUGUAUGUGGCUUUACCUAGGUUUCACAACUCACUGGACAUCAAAAUACACAUUUUCGGUGAAACCACAGAAAUGUAAUGUGCGUGCUGAGGCUAUUACCAAAGGACCAAAAUUGUAGAACAUCAGGGGAUUUAUACAGGGCAUAAUUCAUUCUCUAUUUCUCCAAAUUAAUAUCUGAUGUUGCAUACCGCAAAAUAAUUAAAAGUCAAAAAAUGUUAAAAUUCAUGACAUGAUAUAUGUUAGAGGUACCAGGACAUUUAGAAAUGGUCGAUUACCUUGAGGUUAUAAAAUAUUUUAUUCAAUUAUUUAAGGUUUAUUGAAAAGGGUUUAUGACUUUCAAUAUGAACUUUGAAAUUUGUUGGUAUUAUGCAUCCUUCCACACCUUUCAUAAUGGUACCUGGGCAAGUAUCAAUAGGAUGGAGGGGCCUACUUUAUUAGGUGAAGGUUAUUUUUUAUCUAAGUUCGUUGCCUAACUUCCUAAGUUCUCUGCCUUUUAAAAUUAAAUAUUGUCUGAAUUAAAGAGUAUGGAAGUGAGGCAGAGAAUAAUGUAAAACUGUGAUGUCAGUCAUCAUGCUUUUUGUGUUCAGAGAACGGCACUUUGAAUAAUAGGGAAGAAAAGCUCUACCAACUCACCAUGAAAUAUAGCAGGCCAAGACCUUAGGAGACUGGGAUAUUUAUCGUAUGCAAGUAAUAUGUUAUUAGAGUCUAAAUAUGUGUUAGAAAUAAUGCAGGGGAAAUGGUGGCUUCUUUCUCCAUUGAAGAGCAAUAGCUGUUGUAUAUUAAAGAGUGGUAAAAAAAAUUAGUCUUAAUGUUUGAAAUUGGAAAGAAAACAGUUACCACGGUGGAGAGUUUAAUAAAAAAAACCAGAAUAAUAGCGUGUUCUUGAAUGGGAUUCACAUUUAACUGUUGGCAUUACAUUUUUCAACUGUUUUAUUCAGUGUAUGAUAGAUCUCAUGCCUUAAUAAAAUUUAAACUUUUUAUAGUUAUGAAUGAAUCAUAUUUUUUCUACUAACAUAUUUUAUCUCAUUUCAGUAGAAUACUUCACAACAGAGAAUAACAGUUAGGCGCUUAAGUUUGAAGGAUCUAUAACUUUUUUUUUCUUGGAGUCGAUCAAGAUAUAAUUUUGGGAAUAUAUACUUAUGCAGUGCACUUGAAUUAUUUUCUCUGCCUUGGGAAGCUUACGAGGGUGUUAUGAAAAUGCAGUAACAGUGUAACUUCAGAAUCUUACACUCUAAAACCUGCAUCAUUGUUGAUGAACAUGCACUGUAUUAUUAUAUUUCCACAUGCCUCUUUUUUUGUAUGCCAAAUAAUACCCAUGGUGUGCACCUUGAUUUACAUGUGAGGAAAAUACAAAUAUAGUAAGAAAAUGAAAAAUAUUAUGAAAUAUUUAAAAAUAUGGGGAAUAAGGAUAAUAUUAAUACCAUCUCUUUUUAAUCCUUGUACUGCUCUGUGAACUAAUUUGAAAAAUUCAAUGUAGUUGAAUGUUCUCUUAAGAUUGAACAUACAGAAUGGGAAUUUUGUUUUGUUCUGGUAGAUAAACUAGAAACUUCACAAUUCACCUUCAUAACAUAUUGGGUAAUUUGAACUUGUAACAACUUUACUGGAGCUGUAUUGAACUCCACCUAAAGUUCGGUUUGAAUAUCGAGAAUGAUGAUUUUAUACACUGAAGUGUUAUGAAAAUGUUCAUUAUGUAAAGAGGCUUUCUGAGGAAAGCAGGGUUGACUCUGGCCCAAGCAUGGCUUGUGAGAGCAGGGGAAAGUGACUAGGGUGUUCUGUUUUGUUAAAGGGUGGGUUUGGGGUGGUGAUACCCACAUGUGGUUUGAACUCCCAGCUGGUGCCAAAGGAGAGAGCACUCAGGAUUAUUACCACCUUGCCCAGAUGGGUAGCGCAGGAAGACGGAGUGCAGAGGUGUGAAGGGUUUUAGUAGUCAAACGUCACAAAUGGAGUCUGACUACCAUAGCACAAUGUGAUUGUUGAAAAUGUUUGUGAAAUACUGUUUAACUAAAUUGCCUAAGAUAUUUUUACAUUUGUUCAAUGAAAAUUGUGUGGAAAUUAUUAUAUAAUAUAUAUGAUUAAGCACUUAAAAAAUUCAAUACAAGGCAGCACAUAUGUCAAAUAAGUAGUAUAAUUAACAUGCAGUCAUCAUGUUACUCCUGUACUCAGAAUUCAUUGUAAGCUCCCCACUGCCUGGAAAAUAAAGCCUAAACUUACCUGUGAA